ACUCCCCUUUCUUCACUCACACCCACAUAACAAUCCUACCCUCACUAUUCUCACUCUCUUUAUUUUUCUUACACUCUUUCCCUUUUUUCUUCUUCAUUACUACAUACCUCAACGUUUUUAUUUGCUCCACAUUAUUAUGGAAACCUCGCCUGAAUUCUUCCAGGGCUCCCCCGCUGCUUACUACAACAAAAUCCAGCAUUUUGCGCCCGAAAAACGACAGGCUGAGGGGAAGGCCAGCGCGGAGCAUUUUAUCAUCGAGGACCUGUUGGAUUUUCCUAAUGAUGACGUUGGUGUCACGGAGGCAACUUUUGAUAAUGUGACCGGGACGUCUACUGAUUCGUCUGCGGUCACGGUGGUGGAUAGCUGCAACUCGUCGUUUUCUGGCAAUGAGAAUCAUUUUCAUGGAGGUUUGGGUGAUCAUGCUCAAUUCUCUAAUGACCUUUGUGUUCCGUAUGAUGAUAUGGCUGAAUUGGAGUGGCUAUCGAAUUUUGUGGAAGAGUCUUUCUCAAGUGAGGAUUUGCAGAAGCUUCAGCUGAUUUCAGGAAUGAAGGCUCGCACUGAUGCAUCAGAAAACCAGACUGAAAACAACCGUGAGAACCCGAUAUACCGCCCUGAAGUGUCGGUCCCUGGGAAGGCACGUAGCAAGCGCUCCCGUGCUGCCCCGUGCAACUGGACAUCCCGGCUUCUAGUGCUCCCACCGACUUCCAACCAGGCAAUGUCGUCUGAGUCAACGGAGUCUGACAUUGUGGUCGGGUCAGGGAAGAAAAUGGGGAAGGGUGUUAUAAUGGGGAAGAAAAAAGAGGUUUUUGACAAUGGUGGUGGCUCAAUGAGUGGUGGGGAUGGGCGGAAGUGUCUCCACUGUUUGACUGAUAAGACGCCACAGUGGAGGACCGGGCCUAUGGGCCCGAAAACACUCUGUAACGCUUGUGGCGUCCGGUACAAAUCGGGCAGACUUGUGCCCGAGUACCGGCCAGCUGCAAGCCCAACAUUUGUGCUCGCUAAACAUUCCAACUCUCAUAGGAAGGUACUUGAGCUAAGGAGACAAAAGGAGAUGCAAAGGGCACAACAUCAUCAGCAACAAUUUAUUCACCAGGGUAUGAUGUUUGAUGUAGCACCUAGUGAGGAUUUCUUAAUCCACCAACACAUUGGACCCGAUUUUCGGCAACUCCUCUAACAUGUGGCAGCCACGUAGAGUCGUAACAGAGUCGAGUCGAGUUCGAGUUGAGUCAGAACUAGUGUCGUAAGUUGUUAGCGAUUUCAAGAGUCUUUGAUCAAUUUUCCUAGAGUUAAUUUGUCCUAACUUUGAGGAAUUUUGUAGUCCUUUUGUCAUUAGGCUACUUUGGUAAAACAAAAAGAAAAAUAGUAUGAGGCCGAAGUUAGAAGGUAUAGAGUCUUGAAUGUCGUUUCAAGUUUAAUUUGCAAGUUUGUCAAGUGUUUGAACAUUUUUCCUAAUUGUAAUUGAGAAACCAUUUCCCCUA
Molecule: messenger RNA, 1478 nt
Organism: Daucus carota subsp. sativus
Lineage: Eukaryota; Viridiplantae; Streptophyta; Magnoliopsida; Apiales; Apiaceae
Product: GATA transcription factor 12
Exons: 2
Coding region: 137-1174 (345 amino acids)
Biological process (GO): cell differentiation; positive regulation of DNA-templated transcription
Cellular component (GO): nucleus
Molecular function (GO): zinc ion binding; sequence-specific DNA binding
Source: RefSeq, a predicted model, not a curated record